CUUCGCUAGGGACUGAUCCCUCCUGUUAACAUGUCCAAAGUAUGUGAGAUGUAGUCUCGCCAUCCUUCUAAGGAGCAUUCUGGCUGUACACUUUCCAAAGUUAAAGAUAACAAGAUAUAAAGCAGGUGUUACAUGAAAGACAGUUGGGAAAGUUGUUAUAUUGAUUGUUUCUCUAGUGAAAACAUUCUUUGUAAUCAUUUCUAAAUCUUAUUCAUGAUGGCGUAUUUACGAGGGAUUAUAAAAUACUCUGCCAGUGUAUCUACUCCUUUGUAGAUAAAAUACCUUGCACACAUGUACAAAUGUAAAUACAAAGUGAAGAAGGAAGCAACUAUUUUAAAGGUGAUUCUGAGCCCAAGUGCCCCUGUUUGCUUCUGUGAGGUAUAUAACAGUGAGCUUAUAGUAUAGGCUUGAAUAGCUGUGAAUAAAAUUGUUAAUUUGAGGGAGGAAGGGAAGUGGUUAUAAAUUUUAAGGUACUGUUUCAAAAGCAUAUGAAUUUUCAUUGCAACGUAUAACAGUGUUUCUAUUCUUUCCUAUUCUUCUAACUUCUUUGUUUGCAUUAGGAGGCACUAUCUUAGCAGAGCUUUAUCAUGCUCUUUCUACAGACUGCUGUCUUUUCAAUGUCUUAUGUUCUAGAAGGUCUGAUUUCUUCUCUCAUUGAGGGCAAGAGAAAGGGAGAAUGAAUAGUAUUUCAUCUUUCACUAUGUAUCUUCAUUAUGCAGCCGUGUAGUCGGAGGCCUUUGUGCAUGAAGACAGAUUUGUUCUAUGGCCUCGGAGUUGGGUGCCAGGGACGAUGGCAGCUGCAGUGAACUGGCAAAGCCCCUCUAUCUUCAGUACCUGGAGAGGGCUCUCCGGUUGGACCAUUUCCUGCGACAAACAUCGGCCAUCUUCAACAGGAAUAUUUCUAGUGAUGACAGUGAAGAUGGACUGGAUGACAACAAUCCUUUACUGCCCCAGUCUGGGGAUCCCUUAAUACAAGUUAAGGAAGAACCUCCAAAUUCAUUGCUUGGUGAAACUUCUGGAGCAAGCAAUUCUGGAAUGUUAAACACGUACUCACUGAAUGGAGUUCUACAGUCAGAAUCAAAAUCUGACAAAGGGAAUUUAUAUAACUUCUCUAAGUUGAAGAAAAGCAGAAAAUGGUUAAAGAGCAUUCUGCUAAGUGAUGAGUCCAGUGAAGCAGAUUCUCAGAGUGAAGACAACGAUGAAGACGAGGAAGAAGAACUCCAUCUCAGCCGGGAAGAGCUCCACGACAUGCUGCGACUGCACAGAUACCGGAAGCUCCACCAGAAUAAGUGCAGUAAGGACAAGGAGUUGCAGCAGUACCAGUACUACAGUGCAGGCCUGCUCUCUACGUAUGACCCUUUCUAUGAGCAACAACGGCACCUGCUGGGACCCAGAAAAAAGAAAUUCAAGGAGGAAAAGAAACUUAAAGCCAAGUUAAAAAAAGUGAAGAAAAAAAGACGAAGGGAUGAAGAACUUUCCUCUGAAGAAUCCCCUCGUCGCCACCACCAGACCAAAGUCUUUGCCAAGUUCUCUCAUGAUGCACCUCCCCCUGGCACCAAGAAGAAGCAUUUAUCCAUUGAGCAGCUUAAUGCUCGGCGCAGGAAAGUCUGGCUCAGCAUUGUGAAGAAGGAGCUACCAAAGGCCAACAAGCAGAAAGCUUCAGCUCAUAACCUGUUUCUCACCAAUAGCCGGAAGCUUGCCCACCAGUGUAUGAAGGAGGUGCGUCGCGCUGCCUUGCAGGCCCAGAAGAACUGUAAGGAGACCUUGCCUCGUGCCCGCCGCCUCACCAAGGAGAUGCUUCUGUAUUGGAAGAAGUACGAGAAGGUGGAGAAGGAGCACCGCAAGCGGGCAGAGAAAGAAGCUUUGGAGCAGCGGAAGUUGGAUGAGGAAAUGAGGGAGGCCAAGAGACAACAGCGAAAAUUGAACUUCUUAAUCACCCAGACGGAGUUGUAUGCCCAUUUCAUGAGUCGCAAACGAGACAUGGGUCAUGAUGGGAUCCAGGAAGAAAUCCUAAGAAAACUGGAAGACAGUUCUACUCAGAGACAAAUUGACAUUGGUGGAGGUGUGGUAGUUAACAUCACACAAGAGGAUUAUGAUAGUAACCAUUUCAAGGCCCAGGCGCUGAAGAAUGCUGAAAACGCUUACCAUAUCCACCAAGCUCGGACGCGAUCAUUUGAUGAAGAUGCAAAAGAAAGCCGAGCAGCUGCACUACGGGCAGCAAACAAGUCUGGCAGUGGGUUUGGGGAGAGUUACAGCCUGGCAAACCCAUCGAUCCGGGCCGGCGAGGAUAUUCCACAGCCCACGAUUUUUAAUGGCAAAUUGAAGGGUUAUCAGCUGAAAGGCAUGAAUUGGUUGGCCAAUCUCUAUGAACAGGGUAUUAAUGGCAUUCUUGCUGAUGAAAUGGGCCUUGGUAAAACAGUACAGAGCAUUGCCCUCCUGGCCCAUCUGGCUGAGAGAGAGAACAUUUGGGGACCUUUCUUAAUAAUUUCACCCGCUUCUACACUUAACAAUUGGCACCAAGAGUUUACUAGAUUUGUUCCUAAAUUUAAGGUGCUUCCAUAUUGGGGAAAUCCUCACGAUAGAAAAGUCAUCAGGAGGUUCUGGAGCCAGAAGACCCUCUACACUCAGGAUGCCCCCUUCCACGUGGUUAUCACCAGCUACCAGCUGGUAGUGCAGGAUGUAAAGUAUUUCCAGCGGGUCAAGUGGCAGUACAUGGUCCUGGAUGAGGCCCAGGCACUCAAGAGCAGUUCCAGUGUUCGUUGGAAGAUCCUCUUGCAGUUCCAGUGUCGGAAUCGGCUUCUGCUAACUGGGACGCCCAUUCAGAACACCAUGGCGGAGCUCUGGGCUCUGUUACAUUUCAUUAUGCCAACAUUGUUCGAUUCACAUGAGGAAUUUAAUGAAUGGUUUUCCAAGGACAUUGAGAGCCACGCCGAAAACAAAUCUGCCAUUGACGAGAAUCAGCUCUCCCGCCUGCAUAUGAUCCUGAAGCCGUUUAUGCUAAGGAGAAUCAAGAAAGAUGUGGAAAAUGAGCUGUCUGACAAGAUUGAGAUUCUAAUGUACUGCCAACUGACCAGCCGACAAAAGCUGCUCUAUCAGGCACUGAAGAACAAAAUCUCCAUUGAGGAUUUACUGCAGUCUUCUAUGGGCUCUGCCCAGCAAGCACAGAACACCACCAGCAGCCUCAUGAACCUGGUCAUGCAGUUCAGGAAGGUAUGUAAUCACCCAGAGUUAUUUGAACGGCAAGAAACAUGGUCUCCAUUUCAUAUUUCCUUAAAGCCAUACCACAUUUCAAAGUUUAUGUACCGUCAUGGACAGAUCAGGGUCUUCAACCAUUCACGAGACAGGUGGUUAAGGGUUCUUCUUUCUCCAUUUGCACCAGACUAUAUCCAGCAGUCUCUCUUUCACAGAAAAGGUGUUAACGAAGAAAGCUGUUUCUCUUUCCUUCGAUUUAUUGAUGUAUCUCCAGCAGAAAUGGCAAACCUCAUGCUUCAGGGACUUUUGGCCAGAUGGUUAGCUCUUUUCCUGUCUCUGAAAGCCUCCUACAGGCUCCAUCAACUGCGCUCCUGGGGAGAGCCAGAAGGGGAGAGCCAGCAGAGAUAUCUGAGAAACAAGGAUUUCCUUCUUGGGGUUAAUUUUCCACUCUCCUUUCCCAACCUUUGCAGCUGCCCUUUGUUAAAGUCCCUUGUUUUCAGCAGCCACUGUACGGCAGUGAGUGGCUACUCAGACCAGGUCAUCCACCAGCGGAGAGCUGCCGCCUCGCUUCGUUGCUGCCUGCUCACUGAGCUGCCGUCUUUUUUGUGUGUGGCCAGCCCACGGGUCACCGCGGUGCCGUUGGAUUCUUACUGCAAUGACCGAAGUGCGGAGUACGAGCGGCGCGUGCUGAAGGAAGGAGGGAGUCUGGCAGCCAGGCAGUGUUUGUUGAAUGGGGCCCCUGAACUGGCUGCAGACUGGCUAAAUCGGCGCUCCCAGUUCUUCCCAGAGCCAGCCGGAGGACUGUGGAGCAUCAGGCCUCAGAACGGCUGGUCUUUCAUCAGGAUUCCAGGCAAGGAGAGCCUCAUCACUGACAGUGGAAAGCUGUAUGCCCUUGAUGUCCUGCUGACUCGGCUCAAGUCUCAAGGACAUAGGGUCCUUAUCUACUCCCAGAUGACCAGGAUGAUAGACCUGCUGGAGGAAUAUAUGGUUUACAGGAAGCAUACCUACAUGAGGCUUGAUGGCUCCUCCAAGAUCUCGGAGAGGCGGGACAUGGUUGCUGAUUUUCAGAACAGGAAUGACAUCUUUGUGUUCCUGUUGAGCACACGAGCUGGAGGACUGGGUAUCAAUCUCACUGCAGCAGAUACAGUGAUUUUCUAUGAUAGCGACUGGAACCCCACUGUGGACCAGCAGGCCAUGGACAGGGCCCAUCGCUUGGGGCAGACAAAGCAGGUUACUGUGUACCGGCUCAUCUGCAAAGGCACUAUUGAAGAACGCAUUCUUCAGAGAGCCAAGGAGAAGAGUGAGAUUCAGCGGAUGGUGAUUUCAGGUGGGAACUUCAAACCAGACACCUUGAAACCCAAAGAGGUGGUUAGUCUUCUUCUAGAUGAUGAAGAGUUGGAGAAGAAAUUGAGACUGCGACAGGAAGAGAAACGGCAGCAAGAGGAAACCAACCGAGUGAAGGAGCGCAAGCGCAAGCGGGAGAAGUACGCAGAGAAGAAGAAAAAGGAAGAUGAAUUGGAUGGCAAAAGGCGAAAGGAGGGUGUGAACCUGGUGAUCCCAUUUGUUCCCUCGGCUGAUAACUCCAACCUCUCUGCUGACGGGGACGACUCCUUCAUUAGUGUGGACUCAGCCAUGCCCAGCCCCUUCAGUGAGAUCUCCAUCAGCAGUGAGCUGCACACGGGCUCCAUUCCCCCGGAUGAGAGCAGCAGUGACAUGCUGGUCAUCGUGGACGACCCGGCCUCCUCAGCCCCUCAGUCCCGAGCCACCAACUCGCCCGCUUCCAUGACAGGCUCCGUCUCAGACACGGUGAAUGGACUUUCCGUUCAGGAAAUGCCAGCUGCCGGACGCGGUCACUCAGCUCGAAGCCGAGGCCGCCCCAAAGGUUCAGGAAGCACAGCCAAAGGAGCAGGGAAAGGCCGGAGCCGCAAGUCCACAGCUGGCAGCGCUGCCGCCAUGGCAGGAGCCAAAGCAGGGGCCGCGGCCGCCUCAGCAGCCGCCUAUGCUGCAUACGGGUACAACGUGUCAAAAGGAAUCUCUGCCAGCAGUCCUCUGCAGACGUCCCUUGUUCGGCCUGCUGGCCUUGCCGAAUUUGGACCUUCAAGCGCCUCUUCUCCCUUGAGCUCUCCUUUGAGCAAAGGAAAUAAUGUUCCUGGGACUCCCAAGAGCCUCCACAUGACCAGCAGUUUAACCACAGAUUCCCUGGUCCGGAAACAGGGCAAAGGCUCCAACCCCUCUGGGGGACGGUAACCACCUGGGCCCUCAGCUUCCUUCAGCCAAACCAGGGACGAGAGUCCUUGCCAGCGAGCGGUGUUUGGAUAGCUUGCCCAGUGCAGCGUGUUACACCCCAGGACAGAGGGCAGAGCAAGGGGAGGACAGGCAGGUGGUUGGUAUGAGCACUUCUAUCACCUGUGUCCCAAAGGGGAGCUCUGGGGUCGCCUAAAGGAAGAAGGCCCGGGGUCAGGGAUGAGCCCCACCACACCUCAGAUGAACUUGCUAGCCAAGUCUUAACACCUCUUACCAGGGAAGGGCCUGAGGUCUCACCCCUUUAGAUGCUCAGGCACACUGUCUCCAUCCCCACUCCACUCUUCGGCGCUGGCCGUGUCCUGUGCAAAGGCUCUGCGUGCUGUGAAGAAUGUUCCAUGGUGGAGGCUUCUCCUAAGGUUGUGAUUUCCUGUAGAACUAGGGAAGAAGUCACGUACUGGCAUCCUCGGUCUUUGGGGAGCUCUUCAGGUCUCCAAACCCCAUUUGCCAGGGUGUUGUCAUUGAAGAGAGCAGUGAGUGUGAGAGGCGGUGGCUGUCAGAAUGACAGAAGGCUGGAGGAAGGGCACCGGUAGGCAGUUGUUUUCCCAGCCUCUCCUCCCCAGUCCUGCAUGGUUCACGCCAGAGAACCUUCAGGUCCCACCAGCAACUAUAGCAGCAGCUUCCACCCAAGGGGCUCCCAGAAGCCAGUCCAGAGACCAGGAACCCCCUCAGUCAGCAGGACGUUCUCACUGCCCCUCUCGCAGACUCCUCUUUGCUCUUCCUGAAUGCACAGUCCCCACCCCUGGCCCUCAGCCCCCUGCUUGGCUGAAUGCACUGUCUGUAUUGCACUGAGAAAGGCAGGGACAGGAGGAGCGAGGGCACGCUCGGCCUGACCCACUUGGCCAGGCCCGCUCGCCUGAGCUUGCCGCCCUCCGAGAGAGGCAGAAGGGUGGUGUUUCCGCCUGCCCCCAGCCUGAUGUGUCCCUGGUGGAGCAGGUGCUUCUGGGAGGGCCAGCCUCUAAUUUGCACACCUGAAAAUCGCGGAAUUGAGUUUAGAUAGAUUGAUUUUUGAAACUUUUUUGGAGUAGGGAAUGUAGGGGAAUCGUUUAAUUUAAAUCAUUAAGAUUCCCCUGCCCGAACCCAGACUCCUGUGUACAGAUGCUAUUUAGAGGGAAUCAGAAAAAUGCCAAGCCUUUUUUCUCUUUGAAUGUGCUGUCUAUUUUUAUAACUGAACUUGUACAUAUGUAUAAAGAGAGACACAUCUUUCUUUUACUAACUGGAGAAAAAAUCUUAAAUAAAAUGGAGUGAGAUAAUUUUAUGUACAUUGGAAUGUCUGUGGUCUUUGCAGCUGCAUCAUGGGAGCCGAGCGGGACUUCUCAGGGCAGGCGUCAGGAGAGAAGGAGGGCUGAACCCAGGCUUGCUCCUGUGGCCAGAGAGGACAGGUGGUCAG
Molecule: messenger RNA, 6883 nt
Organism: Trichechus manatus latirostris (Florida manatee)
Lineage: Eukaryota; Metazoa; Chordata; Mammalia; Sirenia; Trichechidae
Gene: INO80
Product: INO80 complex ATPase subunit
Exons: 35
Coding region: 763-5439 (1558 amino acids)
Biological process (GO): DNA-templated transcription; DNA repair; chromatin remodeling
Cellular component (GO): Ino80 complex; nucleus
Molecular function (GO): ATP binding; DNA binding; ATP-dependent chromatin remodeler activity
Source: RefSeq, a predicted model, not a curated record